Molecule: messenger RNA, 9858 nt
Organism: Cygnus olor (mute swan)
Lineage: Eukaryota; Metazoa; Chordata; Aves; Anseriformes; Anatidae
Gene: LIN7A
Product: lin-7 homolog A, crumbs cell polarity complex component
Biological process (GO): maintenance of epithelial cell apical/basal polarity; protein localization to basolateral plasma membrane; neurotransmitter secretion
Cellular component (GO): basolateral plasma membrane; cell-cell junction; synapse
Molecular function (GO): L27 domain binding
Source: RefSeq, a predicted model, not a curated record
GGCGCAGCCAUGCCGGCAGCCCGCGCCGGGCCCCGCCGGGCCGCCUUGCGCCCGCAGCAUCGCGGCACCCCGGCUACAACCAGCCGCGCUCCCCUGGGCACCCUGUCCGCCUCCUCCUCCUCCACCUCCUCCUCCUCCACCUCAUCCUCCUCCUCCUCCUCCUCCCACGGAGCCACCCUCCUCCUCCGCCCCCUCUCCCUGCCAGCCUCCUCCCCGCCCUUCCCCGCGCCCCACGCCGCUGCUGGAGCCGCGCGUCACUCGGGCUCCAGCCCCGCCGCAGACAUGGCGACGCUGGCCGCCGUGCAGCCGCUCACGCUGGACAGAGAUGUUGCAAGAGCAAUUGAGUUACUGGAGAAACUGCAAGAAUCUGGAGAGGUACCGGUACACAAGCUACAGUCCCUAAAGAAGGUGCUGCAGAGUGAGUUUUGUACAGCUAUCAGAGAGGCAACAGUUGCUGCUUUUCUUGCUAGUGAAGGCAUUCACACCGCGAGUGGUGAGCUGCCAAAGACUGAUGAAGGCUCUGGGCUUUAAUGUGAUAGGAGAGGAAAGGAACAAAAUUCACCUAUUUAUAUUUCUCGCAUCAUUCCUGGAGGUGCAGAAAGGCAUGGAGGGCUCAAACGAGGGGACCAGGUGAUAAGCUUGAAUGGUGUUAGUGUGGAAGGGGAGCACCACGAGAAGGCAGUGGAGCUGCUGAAGGCGGCUAAGGACAGCGUCAAGCUGGUGGUGCGUUACACUCCCAAGGUGCUGGAGGAGAUGGAGGCUCGUUUCGAAAAACUGAGAACAGCACGGCGCCGGCAACAGCAGCAAUUGCUCAUUCAGCAGCAGCAACAGCAGCAAACUACACAGCAAAAUCACAUGUCGUUAUUCUCAAGAAAAAAAAAGCCUCGAUCAAGAAUGCAGUAAUCAAGCAACCAGAGCUGUACUUCAGUAUUCCAGCAAAAGGGAACAACUACAGGAACACAAAACAGAAUUCAUCUGGAGAACGUACAGUUCAAGAAUAAUGUAGUUAAGACAGCCAUACAGAGGGUACUUUCAUUAUAAGGCUUUUCAGAACAUGGCAGUCACAGGUACAUACUACUUCUGUGACUCUAUGCCUAAUGAGAACAGCAUGGUAAGUAAACACUAUGAGACAGAGAAGUCCAGGGCUUCCAAAUAAUUUUGUUUGUUCUAAUCUUGCACUCCUUACUCCUACAAAUUGGCCAGUUGGCUUUCUCUAGUCAGUGAAAGUUUUGGUUUAAGGAGAUCAAGAUUGGCUGCUCUGGGGGACAAAAUCUUUCUCUACAGUUAUCUCCAGAAAUAAACUACAUCAUUUCAGAAUUUUGCCACAGACAUCAAACUCACACGUUGCGCUUCAUAGCCACUUUGUAAUUUAUAUUGUAGAGCUGUUUUAACCUAACUUCCUGUUUAUAAUUUUCAAUUUUCCCUCUGAAAAUAGCAAUUUACUAUAUUUAUAAAGUAUUCCAUUUGUAGAAGCAAUUAGCUUUUUACUCUUGGUGUUUCCAUAUAUUUUAUUAUGCAUCAACAGAGUGAGAAAGUUUUAGGUCAAUUUUAAUUUUAUUAGUAGUAAAGUUAGGGAAUCCUAGAACUGUAUUUUUAAAUGUAGGCAUUGCUUGUAUCUAUUAUAGCUACUAUUCAGAAAUCUAUAACUGGAUAUAUUAUAUAUUUAUUCCAUAAAAUAUAUAUUGUCUGAAUGUACCUGUUAGAGAAGUAGGGUCUUUGCUUAGCAUGUAUUGCAAAUGUAGUAAGCUAAUGUUAGCAAAAGACCAAGCUUUGUUUGGCAGAUAUUCUUGUGAUAGCAUAAUCUAAGCUUUUUUUUUGUAUUAUUUAAUUUAUUUUCCAGUCUAAUGUUAAUAUAUUUUAGAGAGGAGGAAGUGUAACUUGUUUCUUUUAAAACCCUCACGUUACUGUUUAAAUCAAUUUGAAGUUAAUAGUUCUGACUUUUUUUUUUUUUAAACAAACCAAAUUGGAAUGCACAAACAAAACACAUAAUUAAGUUCUUAAGUUUACAUGUCUGCUUUUCCAAAGAAAAUAGUCAAAGCUGGAAGGCUUUAAAUGUCAUCUACUUUCAAGAAAUUAAGAAAGUGGAAUCCCCAUAUUCUAAUAAAUGAUCAUUUAAAGCAUGCCUUCUGUGCUACAUUAGGAAACACUUGGGGGAGAAAAGAGCUUAGGGCAGAGCCCUACAGCCCUUGCAUAUUGAAAACUCUAGCUGAUGUUAGUGAACGUUUAGCAAUGCAAGGAAAGUAGAAAUAGUCUGAACCAGUGUUCUGGUUCUGAACUUGGAAAAAAGUCAGCAACAGAUAUUAUUUUGAAGGAUCUACUCUCAGAGGGAGGCAAAGCAAAGCAGGGGUAAUGGGCAGUAUCAUAUGUAUGUUAAAAAACAGAUGGAGGCUGGCCACUGGUCUUGACAGUGUUUUAUUAGUAUAAGUAGCAAUUGAAAAGAAAUUACUGUAUUUUUAAAGCCAGACAUCAUGAAUACAUGCAGAAAAAGCUCAUUUUAUACAGAAAAGUAAUUCUAUCCAGUGGCUGUUGGUGACAAUAUCAAUUAAGACAGUGGAGCUUGAGCACUACCAGAAUUAUAUUGUAUUGUGCUCUGCCCAGUGUCUUUUUAUACUUAAUAAAAUUGUAUGUACCUAUUUUAAAGCUGUUUUCUCAAACAGACACUGCUGUUAAUACUGACAGUAUAUAACUUGUUAUUAUGACUUCAUAAAACUGUUCUGUAUCUCAUCAGUAUGAUUUGAGUUACACUGAUAUUUGUGCAUUUUCAGAGACCAAAUAUUAUUCAGAUUUAGUCAGCCCACUGUACUGCAUUUUUCCAGACUGCCUCUCCACCUCCUCCCCUCCUCUUCCUCAAAAAAUUUAGGUUUGAUGGAGUGGAAUGUGCUGAUUAAUAAAUUUCAAUAAUAGAAUGUCAUUCAUAUAGAGAAGCAUAUCAAAUUCAUUUUCAUAUAUUAUUAUUCAAUAAAUUAUUUAUGCACACUAAUAUUAACACUCCAGUCUUUGCCAGCAUUUAAAAAUAAGAUGAAAGACAAAUGCAAGUAAAAUAUAACCAUUAACAAAUGUGAAGUAGAAGCAGGGAGAAAAAACUCCUUAAGGGUUACUUUUCAUGCCCCCUACUGAUCAAUAAAACAUAUAGCCACUUCAUCACAGAGUAAUCUGUGUCUCUUAAAACUAUCAUUGCAUUUUGUUAUAAACAGUCUUUCUGUUUGUGAUUUCAGUGCCUUUGGUACUGAUGCAGUAAGGCAUUUACACACAGGUACUUCAAAGGCCCUAAAAGUAGUGCAGGAAGGACAACAUUUACCACAUGCAGGUCUGCAGGUACUUGUGCAUCACAUUUUAACUGACUGGUCUCCUGACAUUUGCUGUUUCACUACACAGAGUUUACUGUUUCACUACACAGACUGACAUUCCUUCGGGCAACUGAGUGACUUUUAUUGCUCACAUUUACCCUUGGGGCUCCCUCAUGUGCUUCCCUGCACUGGCAGCAAAUCGAACUAGGAGAUCCAAGAAGUCUUUUCUGUCUCAUUACUACAGUAACCAAAAGGGUGUUGCGAUUUUUACGAGCUGCUGCAUUAUGUUCACCUAUGCCAAAGAUUCAGAUGUAAAAACUGAUAAUAAUAGACAUUCAGGGUUGGCGUCAUUUACUUACGGAAGUUGAUGGAUCUGCUGUUCUAGCCAUAGUUUUUCUAUUUGUGCCAUUUGAUCUGACUGGCAGUUUAUAGGAGAUUUAAUGAUUUUAUAUCCCUUGACAAAGUGAAAAGCUCACCAGGUUGCAUUUGCCUCUUCUCCUUCUACAGUGACAAAUCAUAGAUGAAAGGUCAAUGAACGCCCAUGAGUGGAAGCAAUGACAUAAAAAUCUGUCUGCAGUUCCUUGGUGAAUAAUACUGCAGACCUCUUAGUCCUAUGUGUUGUACCUUUUGUACGUAUUUGUCACAGCCAAUGUGACAAAUCUGACCUUUGGGAACUCUUGCAGCAGGCACAAAAAUAUAUGCCACAUUUGCUGGAUAAGAACCUGUUUAUUCAGCUACUGAUUUUAGAGAUUUUAGAGUUGUAUAUGAAAUCUAAGAUCUUAUGAGCAAACAAGGUUUCUAGAAUAAAAAAUGCCAUAUAAGAAGAAGGUUAUUUUUGCCUGUGCUUGAAAUAAUGCAGGAUUUUAAGCAUAAUUACAGUAGUAAAAAUAGUUAUUGUGUGCAUACAAGACGUAUUUCAUUACAAGAUGAGAGACUGUUUCAGAAAGUAGCAACUAUGUUAAAAAGUAUGAGAUUUAAAAAGAAAAAAAAAAAAAGGACCAAGCAAUCUUCUAAUGCAGAAUUGUGUCUAGAAGAGCUAAGGGAAUCUGUGCAUAUAUAAGCAGAGGAUUAUCAGCUAGAAGUAGUACUGUCCCUGCAUAAGCAUUAGUAAAACCAUUUCUGUGUCUAGCGUUAAAGAAAACAAAACUACAGGUUUCAAAAGCAGAGAGCAUUCUGGAAUGGUUUGCAAGAAUGUGCUGCAUGCUACAAUACAUGUCUUGUGAGAAAUGCAACCCAUUACGCUUAACCAGGAGAAGGUCGAGACGAAUUAGGGACACGUUCAGACAGUCUUGCCAGCAGGCCCAAGCUCACCCUGCUUCUCCACGAAGGAAAUGUAAUCUUGUGCUCUGAACCAGCAAAAAGAUUUAGAUAUAUGCUUGAUGGAUUAAUUGCCUCUACCUUCAGCUGUCUAAAAGCAAGCUGUGGAGCUUAAGCUGACUGUUUCUAUGGUCAGUGGAGAGUUAGAGGCAUCCCUAGAAUGUGAUUCAUUCCACCUGUCUCUGACAUCUAUCUUAAAACAGGAUAAUGUGCCCUGCGAAAGGGCUUACAAGCAGAUCCCCUGACUGAACAGAGAGCCUAAAUGACUAACUAGUUUGGAGUAAGCAGUGUCUUUUGUUUUCUUUGCUGCUCUGCUCAUGCACAGCUUCAUGUAAUAAAUAAAUAAAUAAGCAAGCAAGCUGCCUGUGUUGAAUUCCCUAGUCUAAAAUUUCUACCCAUGUAGCUGAGAUGACUAAUACGCCUUACGUGUGAUCUGAUUUGCAAGCAGAUUCGUGUUGAUGCAGUUGUCUGUUCUGAAACGUUCAGAAAUGUUUCAUGUAAUUCCCAACAUAACAAUAUGCAAUAAUUCUAAGAGAAAUUUGAGAGCUCAGGGCUAUCCUUAGCAAUUGUUUUGGUCUGUGUUAUAUCCAGCAGCAGACUACACCAAAAUCCAGUCUUUGAGUGUUAAUAACGGAAGUCUAUACUGCCACCAGUAGCACUGGGCUAGUAUUUUAUAAUAGCUCCAGUCCAGAAUAUGAACAAUUGCUUUUGAUUUUUGGUUACAGACAGAGAUGCACAAAAAUCAAAUCCAUCAAUCGUAGGAAUUUGUGAUACCAAAAUUCAUAGCAAAGCAUAACCAUUUUUGAAAUUUAGAAACCUGCAGCAAUUCAGGGUAAAUUAAAAAGGUGACAAAAAGAAAGAUGUCUAUAAGGAGCAGCCAAAAUCAUCAUAAUAAAAAAAAACACAAAACUAUAGGAAUUUAAUCUCCCAUCUGCUUUAAUUUAUUUUCUUACAGUUAGUUUCAUUAUUAACUCAUCUGACUAAAAGGGAAGCGUAUGGUUCAGCAAUUGCACUUACUUUUGUCUAAACUAUAAAGAGCUGAGUAGAUGAAUAGUAGAUGAAUAGUAGAUGAAGAGUAGAUGAAUACCUCUUCCCUUCCUUCCUCCUUUCUUUCUCUGAGACUUGCAUAAGGCUAGGUUCUGUCUGCAAGAAAGUAACACCCGAACACAUCCCAGUCCUACAGAAAGUUUCUUCAUUAGUCAAAUUACAGUUCCCCCAAGUGGCUGAGGCUGGCAGGGCCUCUGGGGUCCACCAGGACCAAGCCCUGCCCAAGCAGGGCCACCCAGAGCAGGCCACCCAGAGCCAUGUCCUGGAGGCUUUUGAAGGUCUCCAAGGAGGAGACCCCACAGCCUCUCUGGGCAGCCUGUGCCACUGCUCCGUCACCCGCACAGAAAAGACGUGCUGCCUGGUGUUGAGGAAAAGGGAACCUCCUGUGUUCCAGUUUGUGCCCAUUGCCUCUUGGUCUGGCACUGGGCACCACUGAUAAGAGCCUGGCUCAAUCCUUUUUGCACCCUCCCCUCAGGUAUUUAUACACAUUGACAGGAUCCCCUGUGAGACUCCUCCAGGCUGAAGAGUCCCAGCUCUCAUCCUCUCCUCAUAGGAGAAAUGCUCCAGUCCCUUUGUUACCUUAGUGGCCCUCUGCUGGACUCUCUCCAGUAUGUCCAAGUCUCUCUUGUGCUGGGGGACCCAAAACUGGGCACAGCACUCCAGGUGUGGCCUCACCAGUGCUGAGCAGAGGAGAAGGAUCACCUUUCCUGACCUGCUGCUGAUACUUUGUCUACUGUAGCCACUGUUAGCAGCUCCUCCACACCUGCAUUUCUCAAUAAGUUUCAACAAAGCAGAUGUGUUUUAUAGAUUUGCAGGCUCCUGAUUAUUUCAAGGAAACUCUGUGUUAAGCUUGAAGAUAUAGGUCUUUCCCAGCCUUUUCGUUUUGGCAGACCAACUAUUGCACUUGUAAUAAUCCAGCUGGGAGACUAGGAUUUGUUUUUAAACUGAUCCAAGUAAAAACUUUAUCCCAGGAGUCACUUCUCAAAUAUUUCUGUCAUGAUGAAAGAAAUGAAAAAGACAAACACAAAGUGUAACUUUCGAAUUACUGAGAGCAGCCAGUGCAAUGCCACAGAAAGGGGGUCAUAUUUAUGACUUUUCUCACAUUCAUUAAAUCUUCUUCAGUAAUACUUUUUUUUCUCUAUAUAAGUAAAUUACCUUUCAAUGUUGGGAGGACAAUCCAAUUGUCUAGUAGCAGGUUUUGGUAGGAAUAAGGCAAGAGGCCUAGCCAAAAAAAAAAAAGGAACAGUGUGGGAAGAGCCCCACACUGUAUGGUAAGGUAGCUGUGGACAAUUUAGUGCUAAGGGUGAGUGCACCUCAAAUCAGAGUAUCUCUUAGAAAAACUUCUCCCACUAUUUUUCUUUCUCAUAUCCCAAAUCUACUCCCAGUUCCCCCAGUUUUGUCACCUAAAUUUCCUCUGACUAGCCCCUCACUAUCACCAUGCUAUUACAACUCUACCACUGCAGAAAUCCCCUCUUCUUCCUUCACGUGAGUUUUCUUUCAGCUGAGCACUGACACUUGUCCGCAUACCAUCUCCUGCAUGUACAAUCUCCUCAGCCGGCUGCAGCAUUCAGACUUAGCCAGGUCCACCUCUUGGAGCACUCUUUUACAGGAAGGGGAUCUGACCAUCAAUUAACUCAGACUAACAGGUGGGUGCUGGUAACUUCCUAUGUAGCAUUAUUUAUCUCUACUGUUUUGUUUUGCACCAAAUACUGCAGUAUAAUUAAUUCGAUCCCAGACAUGUUAUAUUGGAUUCCUCUGUAUGCACAGCAAACUCGGAAGUCUGUUGUAUGGACAAAUCUAGCUAUCAUUACACAUAUUUGACUAUGCGUAGAAUUGUGAAUUGGCUAUCACAACUACUCCAUUUCCCUUGGACAGUGGCACCCUACAGCUCUGAGAUGAAUAAAUACACCAAGGGAGACGCCUAGUGUUUAACGAUGUGCAUAGCAUCUUUGGCUAUCCCUACCAGUGCUAGAGUUGGCUUUCUGCUAGCGUUAAAAAUUCAGAUGUGCACGGACGUAUGUGAUGCUUAUUCAGAACACUUCCACACAUUUCACAGUGAAUGGACAGUUCAAAAGGCUCCAUUUACCAUUAUACCAAUGAGCAAACCCUCUGUGCCCUCCAAAUGGUGAAUAGCGGUAGGAUAGCAGCAAUAUUCUUACCUGGGAAAGAAUUCUCUGGUAAUAUAAAAAUUGCUCAGUAUGAUCAGUGGGCUGCGCACAGUCAAGGUCUGAUCAUACCUCAUCAGCUGCUCCUCAAUUCAUGCUUGUGCUGAUGAGCAAUACCGCAAAGGACUGCUAGGCAAGUGCUUGCCCUACUAGAAGUAAAUGAAACAUUAAGCACGAGUCUUUGUGCCUUGCUGAAGGGAGCCACGUGACCAGGUGUGGUUGCAGUUUGAUGCAAGUAAGGACUUUCACACUGCAGCAGCUGCUCUGCUUUCAGGGGGAAAGUUGCCAAAAACAGGCAUCAAAGUGGGUUUCCCUGUAGCUGUGAUUUUCUCAAUGAUGCUCGCGGUCUCUACCACUGCCUGGCACUGCCUUACUCAGAGUGACACCCAGACAGUCACAGAUCAUUAGAUCUAGCUGCUGUAUCUACUAGCUGUAGAGACAUUUUAUUUCUCCAUUUCUGGAGAGUCUAUAUAUAUAUAUGUAUAUAUAUUUUUUUUCCCCUGCCCCAAACUCUUACAAAGGUUUUGAUAUUCAGCUUGUUGUGUUCAGCUAAUUUUUUUUUUCCUUAAGUAGGAAUGACAAGCUAGGAGCUAGAAUAUGGUUCCUCACACGAUGGUUUGCCUUCUCAGGCAGCUGCCUCUCUGGAAUACCUGGGAGAAGACAAUAUUCAGGAAAUACCAGCUUGACAAAUAGAGGAAGCCUUAGAUAAUUGGAAGCAGUAUUAAAAAAAAAAAAAAAAGACAUCCCCCAGGAUGAUAACUCAUUCUUACCUUCUGCAAGCUCCAGUGGUAAAGUCCAAGCACCAACAACCUUCACAUUUGCUCCAUGAUAUAAAAGGUGCAAAGGCAGCACACAGGAGGCAAGGAUCAAAUCUUCUGUUAGAAAAAACACUCUGAUAAGGGCUACAGUCCUGGACAAAGAGGGGUAAAAUGAGAGCUAUGCUUAUCCUGGAACUGAACCAAUGUGACUACGUAACAGUUGGACAAAUUUAAAGCCCAAGACUAAGUCUAAGUAAGGCCAAACCCAAAUUCUGACAAAACACAAUUUGUUUGCUUGCAAGCUUCAAAUAAUAAUCUCCUGACAUCUAUAAACAGGUCUUCCUUGAGGCUGGUACAGUUUCUUCUCCAUGUGCCCCGUCAAAGCCUAGGAUGUUUAGCUUACAUCUGAAUAGAGCAAGGAGAUGAGAAAUGUCAUUGGCUCUAAUGCAAGGCCAAGUGACUUUCAUGAGAUGCUGAAGAGUUUCCAACCAGAUUCUUUGCUGAAUUAAGGAACCUUUAGCAGCUAUCUGCAUAACAAUGAGUACACCUCAGAGGCAUGGUUUUGAAGCACUCAUCUUGCUGUUAGUAAAUUAUGUAGCUCACUCAGCUUAUUAUUCAGCUACUCAAGAGUAAUACUGAUCUGUCUUGCAAUCAACACAAACUUGCUCUGCAAGCGAGGAGUCAAAGAUGACAAUCCUCAAAGCUGGAGAAACGAGGAAAAAAGAACACUUCCAAAUGUGAAGCUAGAUGAAGAUUUGACAGAUUUCUCUGACUGUAACAGUAACUAUCAAAGUGGCUGAAGUGACUCAGAAGUCGGUCAGAGCACCUGACUUUUUGUUUUCAGAGGCCAGUGUCAGUGAAGGUGAUAUUCAUCACAGCUAACAUUAGCUGUCUGAAAUUGAGGUUUCUGGUCUAAUCCAAGUGUAAACCUCUGCAGUUAAUGGAGAGACAAUUAUCUCCAAAGGGUGAUUCAUCUCAUCUGUGUAAAGGUUACUGAUGCAAUAUAAUACUUUUCUUUUUUUUUCAGUGAAGACACUAGAAGAAUUUUCUAAUCAUCCUCUUUCACCCCUCUCCCCUCUGUAAUGCCAGGCUUUAUUCCCACCUCAGCUUUGCAGGUUUCUGCUAGGUCCAUUGAAGCAGCAUAAAAAUUUUCGCCUUCCCCAUAGGAAGCACCACGGUUUCAUCUUUCCUUUGUAAGAAUGUAUUAUUCCCAACUUGUCACUGAAGAAAAUAAAUUGGUUUAUUACAUCUCCCCCACCUCAGAAUAAAGCCGUUUAUGGGAAA